CUCGCGCGCGACGAGCAAAAAUAAGAUGGCCGACCAAGGAAACAAAUAGAGCGCCGUCGUAAAUAACACGAGCUGUUCGAAACACGUCCCGAACGUGGGUAACCGCCUGCGUAAUCGCACGUGCGUUCGCGCGACGUACGCCCGGUCGGCGCGUCAGCAAUCCGCGACGUCCGCUCGGCCGACGGUGCCGCUCUCCGCGUGUUUCCUCUGUGCGAAAAACACGCGCGCGCGCGCGUGCGUGUGUGUGCCCGCACGCACGUACGUACGCACGCACGCUUGCCGCUUUAGCGUCCAGGGUGCCGUGUUCCGUUCGUCAUUCUCGCGCUCCAGAGUUUCACCUCCGCUCUCCUCUCGUCUUUGUUUACGCGACGCGCGCGUUGCGCCGCGCCGCGCCGCGCCGGGGGUUGCCGUGAACACGCGGGACCCCACCGCGAGAAAGAGAGAGAGAGAGAGAAAAGAGACUCUUGCCACAACAACGCGAAGACGCCAGCGUCCGGGAGUCGCCAGAAUGCGAUCGUGUGACACGCAUUCGAGCAACACGAUCUUCCUCGCGCUGAGCAACCGUUACCCGCGAAUCGUCGCCUAGCUCCUCAUGCUAGUCUCGUCUUCCGAACCGCUUGGGGCACAGCAUGAAGGAGAUGCUCGGAGGGUGCUGCGUGUGUUCUGAUGAGAGGGGCUGGACUGAAAAUCCGCUGGUGUAUUGCGAUGGACAAGGUUGCACCGUUGCUGUGCACCAAGCAUGCUAUGGCAUUGUCACUGUGCCAACAGGGCCGUGGUAUUGCAGGAAAUGUGAAUCACAGGAACGUAGCGCUCGUGUGCGCUGUGAGUUAUGCCCAAGUCGGGAUGGAGCUCUUAAGAGAACGAACCAGGCUGGAUGGGCGCACGUCGUAUGUGCUCUCUAUAUUCCAGAAGUUCGGUUCGGUAACGUGACCACAAUGGAGCCAAUUAUAUUGGAACUUAUUCCCUCGGAGAGAUUUAGCAAAACAUGUUACAUCUGUGAGGAACAAGGCAGAGGUAGCAGAGCAAAUGUGGGAGCUUGCAUGCAGUGCAACAAAACGGGCUGCAGGCAGCAAUUUCAUGUUACUUGUGCACAGGCUCUGGGCUUGCUCUGUGAGGAAGCUGGAAAUUAUCUUGACAAUGUGAAAUAUUGUGGUUACUGCCAGCAUCACUAUUCGAAAUUGAAAAAAGGCGGUAAUGUGAAAACGAUACCGCCGUACAAACCGAUACCCGCCGAUAACGGUUCAUCGGAUUCGUCACCGGAGAAAGAGGCGGAAACGCCAAUAAAAGCGUCAAGUGGCAAGCGAAAGAGCUCGAGCUCCAAGUCCAGCGCAAAUUCUAAAAGUAAAUCUAAUGCUAGUCCCAGUUUAGAGAUAAAUGGCGUUGCGGACGAUAACAAGAGCGGUAGUAGCGGUCGUAACACGCCCAAGGAUAAUUCCACGAGUUCCAGUAGUAAGUUUACGACCUCAAAUUUUGUCGAAACUAUCGUCACGCAGUCGGAGAGCGUGUUUGGACAUGACGGCAGCAGCGGCGGCGCGAUCACUACCAUCGCCGCGACACCGACUGCUUCCGCGAUAAAGACGAAUGCCGGCAAUUCUAAUGCGGGGCACAAAAAUACCGGGGGUCAAGGAAAGUCUAAUUCGUCGGCCUCCAACAAAACGUCGAGCCAUACGAGUAAGAAGAGGAAAACCGGGGCGCGUACGCCAACCGUGAUAGGAAACGAGAAUUCGAAUCAGUCAGCCAGCUCAGAGGCUAGCGGCUCAGUCGUAAUGACGGUUAGCUCUAUGGUGCAACAGCAAAUCGCUUCGGGCAACAACGUACAACCGACAAUCACCGAAGCCACUAGUUUAAGCGUAACGACGGAACCGGAAAAAUCGAAGAAGCUGAAAGUCGAGAGCCCGAUUCAGUCGUCAUCGAGCACGCCGGUAGCCGCAGAGGCGACCACUACGCCUGUAAUAAUGGCGGUAACGCAGCCCCAGUCCUCGGUUGUAACCCAGUCGCCGACGACCACGUCGAAUAGCAUCGUCGUGUCCGUGCCGUUGAUCGCCACCUCCCUCGCCGGCGCCACAGUCCAGAGCGUGGUGACGAGCGCGCCGACUUUAUAUCAACAGGUGCAGCAAAGCAGCAUAAUCACCACGGCUGCUAACACCGAGCCGCGAUCAAGCGCGAUACCGAGUACCGAGAGGUUCGUCGCCGAGGAUGUGCCGAUUAAACGAUCUCGUUCCCAAUCGUCGGACAAGCAGGAGAAGCCUCGCAAGCCAAAGCGCGGCUCGUCCGCCAACAACAGUCAACAGUCACUGCCACAGUCACAGACUGCAGCCUCGUCAGUAGUAACUUCUGUCUCCAGUACCACGAUUGUGACAACGUCUAAGAGGGGCGCAAGGAACAAUCACCAGACCCCGCCGCCUGCCGCCACGGUGGCCCCGGUGCUAGCAACUUCAAUCAUUCAGGGCCCGGCAUCUGCUGCUCCAGUCGGCCACUUCAGUAGCAUCAGCAACAGUGGCGGCGGCGGGGGUCUUGUCCCGAACAUUAUGGGGCCGACCAUUAAGGAAUCGCCACCCAGCAGCCCUGGAUCGGAGAGCAUGAGCAGCAGCAGCACGAGCAAACGGAAGAGGAAAACUGCCGCGUCUACGCCCGUCCCGUCUGCGUCGACCACACCUACCACUCUCACUAAUGCCACGAUAAAGGAGGAGAACAAUGUGAAACUAUUUCAAAAUGGAGUCAGUGCACCGCACAUGUUAGGGAAUCAGUUGAAUCCCACUUCGACGAUGGCGCAAAAGAUGUCAGAUACACUUUCGCAGGAGCUUGAGGCUCAUUCUAUUUUUACAGAGGCGAGUAACUCCAGUACAAACUUGAUCGGACCGCAGCUGCACAGUCGAGUAAUUGCAUCAAUACGAUCUAGCCAAGUGGGCAUGCCGCCCACUUCGUUUUCCUCGGUCUUCUCCACGAACGGCGGCGGUAGCGGCGGCGGCGGUGGCGGUGGCGGUGGCGGUGGUGGUGGCAGCGGUGCAAGUCUCAGUACAGCCAGUACCAGUGGGACUUUAGGUAGCGGAGCGAUUCCGCAAACUCUGGAUCAGCUCUUGGAAAGACAGUGGGAGCAAGGAAGUCAAUUCCUGAUGGAACAAGCCCAACACUUUGACAUUGCAUCCCUGCUUUCCUGCCUACAUCAAUUGAGAGCUGAGAACCUUAGGCUAGAGGAACAUGUAAAUAAUCUCCUGCAAAGGAGAGAUCAUUUAUUGGCUGUGAAUGCUAGACUCGCUAUUCCGUUGACAACUCAACCUAGUUCACAUCCAGUGAAUAAUAUACAUCCAACAGUGAAUCCGUCUCAUCCUAGUGUUUCACACUCGGAAGUGCCAUCUGGCGCUUCGGCGUCGGUACCUAGGGUGAGCCGCGAACCACGAGUGAACAACACAUACAUGCCCCACACGAGUUCCAGCAGUCACCCGACGACAUUGGAGAAUGGUUUACCGCCGGAUCCUUCCCCACCCGCAGCCGCUUCUCUCGCUCAGUAUCACCGAGGAUCGUUGAUUGCUCCUCAACCAAGUCCUACAAUAAGGCACAGUCCGGCCGGAGGCGGAUACCUUCAGGGCCAACCGAGCAACAUAGUGUCGCCGGCGCCAGCGAACACCUCUGGUGUAGUACGGAACUCGUCUGUCACACCAGAUCCAUUGCGUGGAGUGCCGAGAUCGGCGUCUCAGUCGUCGAGCAGUUACAUGCCAUCGAUGUAUCAGCCCACUAUGUCCAGCCUCACCAGCAAUCAAGUGAGCAGUGUUCAUAAUCUUCAUUCGCAUGGACCGUCGCCGACUAGCCAUGGGCCACCGGGCAAGCCUAGCUGAAGGCAUCAUCAUCAUUGAACAGCAAAUCCACAGAUGUACAAAUCUUAGAUUGUAAGUUAAUCUAUCGCGUUAAAUAGCAAUAAUACAGUAAGUGUACAUUCUAACGACGAUAACUGCGCGUAUUUCUGGUGGUGCGACAAAAGGAUACGCGAAGUUUUGCGAGAAAUUAAAAGAAUGAGAAGAAUUAAUAAAGAACACCGGAGAUUGUGCGUGCGAAAGGAGAGAAAACUGAUUACAUUAAUUUCGAUGAGUUUGUUGUACAUACCACACACAACGAUUCCUGUUAUAUCCAAAUAUUCUGUCUUACAGUUAAGAAUCGCAGUUUUAAAGCCGAUAUGCUUUUUACUUGUACAACUUUCCGGUUUCUUUAGCGUACCACCGUUGAAAUGAUGCCGCAGCCUACAUGUACUAUGACAAUGAUAAUAUCAAGUGCAACCUAUUUCAAAGCUAAUUUAAUUGUAUAUUCUGAUCUUAUAUACACACGUAAAAAAAGGAGAAUGGGGAAUACCCAAAUAUGUACAAGACGAGCACUGCCUUUCGCCAACAAGAGCUGUGAAGUAGGUUGGUCGCAAUUCGACAUUUUUUAGAAUAUCAUGAUCGUUAAACUUCAUCUGCCGUCCCUUCUUCCCAUUUCUCCUCUCCAUUCAACUUCUCUUUUUCAAAUCUGUAGAUUUCAUCGAUACUUUGUCAUUAUGCAUAAAUUCUUGAGGAUUGUGUACAGAAGAUAUUGUGCCAUCGUUUGAUCUAUGAAAUUACACAAUAUUCCCACUAUCAUUAUGUUAACUAUUGUAUUAUUUGAUUAAUAGAGCAAGGGUUUCGUGAUCGAUAAUAUUAUUUAUACUUCAGUAACAUUUAUAGGAAAUAACCUUAGAAUUGCACAUAUAUGAUAUAAUUUGUAUAUCAAAGUUCUAUAUUAGAAAAAAAUCAAUUUAAUUGAACAAUUUAUUCAUAUAAUUUCUCUUCACUUAAAUUUAUGAAUGAAUUAAAUUCUCCAUUAAUUAUUUAAUUCAAUUUAUUUAACUUAUUAUAGAGCAGUGAAUUGUGCAUCUACACUUUGUACGAAAGAUACAGGUUUUAAUUUAAUUAAACAGAAAAUAUCUGACUUUUAUUUGAUCGCUAGCUUUUGGAAAGUAACGAUAAACCACCAAGAAUAUCUUGAAUAUCCUCUCUAAUUAGAUUGUUCCGAAUCAAACUGUAUAUCUGUGAAAUGCAAAAGCGUAUAUAACAAAUGCAUUCAAUUGCUACACUUCUAACAAUAAGCUAUGGACUAGAGAAAAAGAUUUAAUUUAGGACCUUAGGCUAUAUUAAAUCUAAGGACUUGAAGCAAUAUUAAUCUUGGAAUGCUACUAUGAGUGAAUUUUCACCAAGUGUUGAUUAGUAGCUAAAAUUUUUAUUAUUAAAUUUUGGUAACUUAAAAUUUAAUAAGAUUUUUUACAUUAAUUUUCUAAAUGUAAGUGAAUUUUUAAUAUUAUGGAAGUAGAAUUGCAUUCAACUUCAUGUGUUUGAUUAUUUUCACCUUCAAUACCUAAAUAGGUAAAAAAGUGAAUAGUAUUAAAUCAUUCUUCAUUAUGAAUUUUUUGUAAAGUUGUAAAACUGAUAAAGCUAUAUGUUAUUCAAUUUUACCUUUAACCUUUUCAGAGGCAUACUUUUUUCUAGAAAUUAUGUCGGAUAGAUCUUGUAUCUGUAUGUUUUGGAUUAUGCUGAAACCGAAUCAAAGUCAAAAUUAAAAAAUUUUAAGUGGUGGAUCUAAUAUGGCGAACGUUGAACAUAAAACUUUCAAAAUUGGGGGAUAAAAAAAUAUAGCUGUAUUUUACACAAAAUUUACAAUAAAAAAGGUCUCUUUCGGUUUUCUGCUAAAAUGCAUAAUGUUUCAGAAAAAAAUUUCCUGGAAUGAUAUUCUUGAAAUCAUUUUAUUCAAUUUUGGACAUAAUUCUCCCUUUUUGCAUUACCCAGAACUAACGACGAGGAUGUGGAGAAAAACUAGUUAUAAAAUGUCAGAUUUCUCUCAUGAAAUCAAAAUUUUUCAUAACUAUGAUCCGCCAUUUUGAGCUGGCAUUUUAAAUUAUUAAAUUUUGAUUAUAAAUAUAAUGAAUAACUCAAAAAGAAUCCAUUUAACUUUCUAAUCUAAAGUAAAAUUACUACCAAAUUUCAAUUUUAUAACGCUAAUUUAUUAUUUGUCAUAACUUUUAUCCGCUAUUUUGAAUUUUGCUUUUUUUCAGAUUAUUUUCAUAAUCGGCAACCCAAAUAACCAUAAGGUACGAAAUUUUAUAUAACUGACUUAUAAAUUAAGUGGAUAAAUUAAUUUUAUAUGCUAGAAAUAGCAUUUUGCAAUAUAUUUUGUUAAAUAAAAAAUAAUAACAAUAUAUGUUCUCCAACUUCAACUUAAUAUGAAUUAGUCAUUUCUAGAAUCUAAUAUUAUGAUCUGGAAAUUUAUUUACAUUUGAGAGGUUUCUAGAACGAAUUUAUCGUGAAAAAAGUAUUUUUCGUCAUUGUUUAUUUAUUAACAAUUGCAAAAUGCAUGAUUGGUGCCAAACUUAUUGUAGUGUAUAGUUCUAACAUAAACAAAUAUAGAACAAUUUAUUUCACGAUUAUACGAUGUACCUCGGUUAUAUUUAAAAAAUCGAAGAAAAUGAGAAGUAUAUUUUCCACCGCUCCUGAAAGGGUUAAAAUAUUCAGUUAUUCUAAUAUUUCGCAAUUUAUAACGUAAUAUAAAUAAAUGUAAACAAUUCUUAAUUAUAUUAGUAUUAAUAUAAGAAAAAAAUGACUAGCAUUCCAAGAUUAAGUGUAAGGUGAAAAAAAUUCUGAAUUUUAUAAAACUUGGUUCACGCUGGGCUAGGGCUAACAAACGAGAAUCGUAAAAGAACUCUUUAUAGCGAUCUUACACAAUUAAUAAUACUAUCAGUAUCAACAAAUACGGACAAUAUUAUCGAUCGUUAUUCUUUAAUAAAUUAAAUAAAUUGAAUGAAAUAAAUAAUUAAUCAGUAUUCCGUAUACAUUAAAGAUAAUGUAUACGCAAUCAACGGCCCGUAACGUCUAAAUUUGAUUCAAAGCAUAAAUGAAGAAUAAACAAUUAUUAGCGCUAAAUUGUUCAAAUAUAUGACAUGGAAUAAUAUAUAUUUUUUGUUUUUACAUAUCAGUUUUAAAUUUAGUUACUAUAUAACUUCGUUCAAAAUUAACUCGUUAUAAAUUUAGUUGCAUUUUUUCCUGCUAUGUCAAUUUAUAGAACAGGAUUAACCACGAGAGUAAUAAAUUUUAAUUGUAUUGUAGAUUACAAUGUAUUUAUAGCAGUUAAAAAUUUUAUUUUCUCGUAAUUAGAUUUCAUACAAUUGUCUUACAGUUAAAGAAUUGUGGCUGCAAUGUAGUAAAAAAUUUCAAACAAGGUCGAACUACGGCACAGAUCUUGACAAUGCAAAUAUUAAAAAAUUUGUGAAUAUUUGUGCGAUACAUAUUAUAUAUGUAUAUGUAUAUGUAUUGAAGUCGCAAUACGCGCGAAUAAUCCUGUAAAAUAUGGGAUGCACGAUAGUAUAAAAUCGGAACUACAUUGCUUAAGGAUGAUAUAAUAUGCGUAUGUGUCGGAAUUGAAGUUGAUUUGUUUCGCUGCGUUUUCCACGAAGGUUUUCCUUCAAUUUUCCGUUCGCACUAUUAUUGUUUACUGAUUUCUGAGAAUGUGCGACGCUGUUGUGCAAAUCGCAAAAUCAAAAGUGCUAGACAGUAGAACAUUUUUAGAAGAUAAGACUUGCUAAAGAAAAAAAAUGUAAGGUAUUCCGCUCAAAGGCUACGGUAUAUAUAAUAAAAUGUAGCUUGUUUAUAAGUCAGCGAUGAAAUUUGCAUGUGAUACCGCAAACAAAUCACACAAAAUGGCACGCAAUGUAAAACGACAGUUUUAGUAAAGGGAGGGGGAAGAAAAGAGGAUCGACGAAUGUUGCGAUCGGCCGAAUGCAUAAUUCAUGAAUAAGCGCCUCGUGUCGUUAAAAUUCGGAAAAAUGAAAAAAGAAGAAUCGUAUUCGUAGAUGUUUUUAAAAAUGAAGGGGGUCCACUCGUAGGAUGACACGUUCCAUGCUGUCGCUUUAUUUUUGCACCGUGGUUACGAGCAUAAUACGAGAUUUCUCAGCCUCGCAAAACUAGUUAAACGAAUGGACUAUAUAAAAAUAUAAUGAUAUACAUAUGUUCGAAUUCGUCGUACAAAACUGAAAUUUUCCCGAGACCACCUACCAGCAAUUAUGAUUUGUAUUGUUUGUCGAGCGGCAUAGAAGAAAAUCUAGGGACUGACUGAUUAUAUUCUACCACGUUGUGUUCUUUAUCGUAAUCUGACGAUGUGUUCUCCAAAUCAGUGUAUCCCGCAAUUUUCUCGCAUUUUUUAUUAUUUUUUUUUUUUUUUUUAUUUAUGAGACUUUAUUUACAAGACACUAGAUGUAAUGCAUUAAUUACAUAAAAGUAUUAGCUCGCAUUGACUCGAACACGUUUAGGGUGGUUGAGGGACGAUAGAAUAUAAAGAUAAUAAAAGAACAUUGAUUAUGUACUGUCAACUAAAAUUUGUAAGUCCGAUUAGCGAUUAUAGAGAGAUGGGAUUUUUAAGCGAAAGAGAAAGCUCUAAUUAGGGAUUUUAGAUUUAUAAAUUGUAUGAUAAAAUUAAUAUUGUAUAUUCGACGAAAGCGAAGUAUGCGGAAAGGAGAGGAAGAUAGACAUGAAAACACCAAACCUAUAGCUUAUCACCACUCAGGGAGAAUCAGUUUAAUUACGCAAAAUUCUGCCGAGUUUUCCUUGUGGGCGUCGAUUAUGCGCGCGAGUACAUAACAGUUGUCGAAUUGUUGUGCAUUCUCGAGACUCACGUUGUUUUGGCUUUGUUACCGCAGUGGUGUUUUUUUUUCCACGAUUGCAAAAUAGUUCACUCAAAAGUAUUUAAUUUAAACUUGUUUCUGUCUCUGUUCUUUAAAUACUUAAAGUUUUAGUUUUAAAUGGUAUUUAGAUUUAAAAUACUAAAACGGUUAAAACUGAUAUCUUUAACAUCUUUAAACAUUUUAAUAUUUAAAUAAACACUAUUUAAAACUAAACAGUUUUUAAGUGUUUAAAAAAACAGAGAUAAAAUAUUUUUAAACAUUUCUUUUAUUGCGUAUACAUUUAAUAUAGAGAUAUUUUUUUCAAUUUUUGUAAUUAAGACACCUUUCCAUUAUUUAUCUCUACGUGAAUUUGAAAGUUCUGCUUGAUGUGUGUUUCGUAAACAUUUUUGUGGAUUCGUAUUUUGUAUGACAAAAAAAGUGUUUUUUGUAAUGAAAAGUUCUUCAAAUUAAGAGCCUCUCAAGAAUGCACGAUAAGAAGUAUUGAACUCCAAACAAUAUGUAUUACUCGUACUGAUUUGGUGACUUUCAUGAUUGACGACCUUGUCGAAAGUUCGCUAGGAUUUCCAAAAAGAAAGAAAAAAAAAACAAAAAAGGGGAGUAAAAAUGCGUGAUUUUGCGACGCGACAUCGCGUUUAUAUUACUGAAGAGUAUUUUAUGCAUUAUUAUCAAUAUAGUCGAUUGUAUCGUUAGGGGAUAUAUUAUAUGUACGGUACGCGAGGGAAUUACAGGAAAUAAAAACGGCGAGGUAUGUACGAGCAGUUGUAUAAUAUCCUAGUAGAAAAAGACGAAGGAUAAGAGAGACAAAAAGAAAAGAAAAAAUUUGAAAUCACAGAGCAGUACGACGAUAUUUUUUCACAGCUGAUCAGUGCCAAAUUUUUUCAAUCGAAUCAUUGAAACUUUUCAAUUUCUUAGGCUCUCGAGUCGAGGCGUACAUGUAGAAGACUUAGAAGAGAACCCGGCGAUAUCGCGAAACGAAAGAAAGGAAAAAACCAACUAUUUGCACAUCUAUUUAAUCAUCGACACGGAUUCGAUCGUCAUCUUCAUCGCAUCGUGUGUGUGCAUGCAUGUGUGUGUGUGUGUAUAUAUGAGUCGGUGAGACUUUUCUUUCCCUUCGAAACUGCGAGCGUCGAUCACUUUUUUUUAAUUUUCCUGUUAAUUAUACUAUUAUAAAUCUGUUCGUAUUGCUUGACAUCGCCACAAAUUUUUACACUUAAAAUGAAAAAUGUACAGUCAGGAGUUUUAAAAAAAGCGAAGAUUCUAAGCAAAAGGUGCAAGCAGCACGAACGGGCCUCAUGUCAUGUCAUUUUUGCCAGAUAGUGCAAAUAAGAAAAGAGAAGAGAAUAGAAUGGGAGUCGAUCGGUUGUUUCUGCAUUUCUGUGUUCAAUCUUCAACUGCCAGAGAUACAAAACAAAGCAAUUGUGUUCCUAAUCCAAGAAUCGGCUCCUCGCAUCCGCGGGUGUUAAAUUAAUUAGGUAAUUUUGUUUUUUUUAUAUGUCCAAAGUCUUCUCCGACAGCGCGCGGAGAAGAUGAAAAAAUUCAUCAUUGACAGUCACAUCAGCGUGGCGAUUUGUGCGCGUAAACUUUACUUUCGUAGAUAAGACCUUAUCUAAGAGCGAUGCGUUAAAUCUUAUGUAAUGGACACUUUUUACCAAAUAAAUUGUCACUUUCCGAGUA
This is a messenger RNA of Monomorium pharaonis (pharaoh ant), 10345 nucleotides long. RefSeq names its product protein AF-10 (gene Alh). Gene Ontology annotation, biological process: regulation of transcription by RNA polymerase II. The transcript has 14 exons. Gene Ontology annotation, molecular function: nucleosome binding; histone binding. The record is from RefSeq and is a predicted model, not a curated record. NCBI's taxonomy places the organism in Eukaryota, Metazoa, Arthropoda, Insecta, Hymenoptera, Formicidae. Gene Ontology annotation, cellular component: nucleus. Bases 630 to 3833 code for a protein of 1067 amino acids.